Molecule: messenger RNA, 921 nt
Organism: Colletotrichum abscissum
Lineage: Eukaryota; Fungi; Ascomycota; Sordariomycetes; Glomerellales; Glomerellaceae
Exons: 4
Coding region: 1-921 (306 amino acids)
Source: RefSeq, a predicted model, not a curated record
AUGGUAGUAGUCGCAGUCGCCGGAGGCACGGGCGGUGUCGGUAAGACCAUCGUUGAACAGUUACAGCUCAGCAAGAAGCACGAGGUGAUCCUGCUUAGUCGAAAGGCUCCUACCACACUCGCCUCAGGUGGCGCAAAGAUUGUGCUUGCUGACUACGGCAACAUCGAGGCGCUAUCCCUGCUGCUCGAGAGGCACAAUGUCGAGACAGUCAUCUCCACGAUUGGUUUCGUGGGCCCGGAGGCCGCUCAGUCACAGCUCAACCUCAUCGCCGCGGCCGAUAAGGCCAAGCCGACCCUUCGAUUCUUACCCAGCGAGUUCGGAGUCUGGCGACACGAACGCGGCGGUGUUCGGUGCCUGGCUGGACGCAAUCGCCGCCUCAAAAAGACUGGCUUCAUGUACACCCGCGUCAUCAACGGGUGGUUCAUGGACUACUUUGGCAUGCCGCACACCCCAAGCAACCUCACCCCUCACACCUGGGCCGUCGACAUCGCGAACCGCCGCGCCGCGAUCCCUGGAACAGGCAAUGAGCUCAUGACCCUGACCUACUCGGUAGACGUGGCCCGCUUCGUCGUUCGCAUGCUCGACGACAUCGACUGGCCCAAAAUUAGCAUCAUCAGCGGCUCAGACACCACGUUCAACGAGAUUCUGGGAAUCGCGGAGAAACUCACGGGAGCCAAGUUUGACGUCGUCUAUGACGGAGAAGAGAAGUUGAGAAACGGCCAGGCAACCGUCUGGUCGGCUGGCUACGGCGCAGGACCGGCGUCAAUGGAGGAGACGCAGGCGAUGAUCGCUCUCUUCGGGUUGAUGAGCGUCGAGGGCAGGAUCCUGGUGCCCCAGGGUAACCGCCUGAACGCAAAGUACCCAGAUAUCCGCCCCAUAGUCAUUGAAGAGCUUCUUACCAAGGCCUGGGCUGGGAAAUAG